This is a messenger RNA of Cotesia congregata, 2145 nucleotides long. The record is from the annotation of a GenBank genome assembly. Lineage: Eukaryota; Metazoa; Arthropoda; Insecta; Hymenoptera; Braconidae.
AUGGCUGAUAAGUUGAUCAACGAGAAAAAGCCUAAAUUAACACGAUCUCAUGCUCGCCAUCUCCGUCGCAAACGUUUGCUAAUAGCGCGGAAAGAAGCUCUGAAAAAAAACAUAACUAUAGAGCUCGUCGAUAAAAAUAAUUCAGCAUUAAAAUCACCACAGCCAGAAAUAGAAUCUCUGGAGGGUGAAACUUUAAUUUCUAACAAUUUAACAAAAUCAAAAGCGCGCCGUUUGCGCAGAAAAAGUAAAAAAGAUAACAGCGACGAGUUGGAAAAUAAAAAAAAUUUAGAGCUAAUACAAAUAGAUAGUCAAAAAAAUUACAAUAAUAUUUUGAUAAUAAACGCUAAUAGUGAUAACAAAAGUAUUAAUGUUGAUGAUUCAUUGUCUGAUAAAAAUGAGCAAGUCAAUGAUGUUUUCCUGGUGAGUAUGAACGUUCAUGAGGACAAAAAUAAUAUUACGAAUGAAAUAGACAAUAUUGAUAAUAAAAUAACAGUUAAUAAAAUGAAUAACGAGACAAGUAAGACACGGGAGCAGAUAAAAGCCGAGAGAGAAGCUAAAAAAUUGGCUAAAGCUGCUUCCAAAGGUAAAAAAAGCAAAGGUGAUGGUAGCGAUGAUAAAAACAAAGCAAGUGUGAGUGAUGGGUCCUUAUCUAUCAGUGAUAAGCAAGAUGAAUUAACAACAGACACUACCGAUUUUAGUCAUUCUUUAAAAACGAUGCCGACUGAUAUUGAGUCGUUGAACGACCAAGUGAAGAAUAUGAUAAUUGACGAGCGUAAGAGUGAGUUAAAAGGAAGCAGAAAAGAAACUUUAGCUUCAGUUUCAGAUUCUGUUACAAAUGAUAGCAAUGUUGACAAUGAAAAAACUGUUAAGAGUAAAUCAGAGUUACGCGCUGAAAGACGCGCUAAACAAGAAGCGCAACGCGCAGCUAAAGAAUUGGAAAAGAGUCAGAAGGUAAAAUCCAAAGUCUCGGAUAAAGUUGAUACUCAGGGUAAAAAAGUAGAAGCUGGUGAAGCGAUUCCUGUUGCGAGAACCAAGGAAGAAGAGGUCGUGAAGAAAGUUGUGAAAAAGGUAACGGGCUCUGGGGUGAUUAAUCAUGAGAUGAGUUUGUUUAAGCACUUGUAUCAUGCAAGGGAGCAGUGUCAUGUUGAUGUGCCGGUGGUUAACUCUCACUUACAUCCAGCGAUUAUCAGACUUGGGGUCCAGUACAAAGACAAAGUUAUUGUAGGCAGCAACGCGAGGUGCGUUGCCUUUUUGUCGGCGCUUAAGCAACUAAUUUGCGACUACGAGAGACCGAGUCAGGCUGAUUUCACUCGGGGGUUGGAGAGCGCUUUUCAGGAGUCUAUGGCGUACUUACAUUACUGCAGACCGCUGGCUGUUUCGAUGCAGAAUGCUUUGAAGCAUAUCAAGUGGAAGAUGAAUCAGUUGUCGAGGAAUCUUUCUGAUGAUACGGCGAAAAGUAAAUUGGCCAGUGCAAUCGAUACUUAUAUUCAAGAACAAAUAAUGCUGGCAGAUGAAGCUAUUUCGAUGACGAUACGGACCAAAAUUUCUAACGGCGAUGUUAUUUUAACUUAUGGAUACUCAUCGUUGAUUCAAAAAAUUCUGUGUGAUGCCUAUGAUGCUGGUCUCCAAUUUCGGGUGAUAAUUGCUGAUGGAAGACCUUGGCUUGAAGGCAGAGAAUUGCUAAGAAGACUUGCUAAACAUGGAGUUGAAUGUUCUUACAUAUUAAUUAAUGCUCUUAGUUUUAUAAUGCCCGGCGUAAACAAAGUAUUCCUUGGAGCUCAUGCAAUAUUAGCCAACGGAGCCGUAAUGUCACGCGCAGGAACCGCACAAGUUGCUUUGAUGGCUAAAGCGUUUAAUGUUCCUGUUUUAGUGGCCUGCGAAACGCACAAAAGUUGUGAGCGCGUACAAACAGACUCGAUUGUUUACAAUGAAAUCGGUGAUGCAGACGAAUUGCAGUCAAAUAUUAUCGGCAGCAAUAAAAAGUCUGCGUUAGCUAACUGGCGAGCUAAAAAAACAUUGAAUUUGUUAAAUAUUAUGUACGACGUUACUCCUGCCGAUCUUGUUACUGCUGUUGUUACUGAGCUUGCUAUUUUGCCUUGUACCAGCGUUCCCGUUAUUUUAAGAAUAAAACCCUCGGAAAUUUAA